Phalaenopsis equestris is the source of this 1562-nucleotide messenger RNA. RefSeq names its product basic leucine zipper and W2 domain-containing protein 2-like. The transcript is spliced from 8 exons. Lineage: Eukaryota; Viridiplantae; Streptophyta; Magnoliopsida; Asparagales; Orchidaceae. Gene Ontology annotation, molecular function: protein binding. The record is from RefSeq and is a predicted model, not a curated record. Gene Ontology annotation, cellular component: cytoplasm; membrane. The coding region runs from base 157 to 1392 and encodes 411 amino acids.
UUAGAAUUUGGAAGCUGGGGAGGAGACACUAAUAAAGCAACUAGUGACCAUAAAUUCUGCAUCCCUCCUUUUUUCUCGCUUCUUCCAUUCUCUUCCUCCAAUCGUCUAACCUCGAGGUUGUCGUUAUCUCGCCUCGAGCAAUCUCGGCUUUGGUUUAUGAGCUCAAAGGAGAAACCGACUCUCGGUGGUACGCGGAUUAAGCCCCGCAAACGGAACAUCACAGCUCCUUUAGACCCUGCAGCUUUUGCGGAUGCAGUGGUCCAGAUUUAUUUGGAUAAUGCUGGUGAUUUGGAACUUGUUGCCAAAAGCAUCGAAUCAUCAGAUCUUAAUUUCUCGAGAUACGGUGACACCUUUUUUGAGGUCAUUUUUACCGGAGGCCGCACUCAACCUGGCACAAUAAAGCCUGAUGAAGGAGACCGACAUUCUUAUUCUAUUAUAGAUUGUGAGGCAACACGUGAAGCUAUAUUGCCUUCUGUUCUCUAUAUACAAAAAAUUUUGCGUCGUCGACCUUUUCUAAUUAAAAAUUUAGAAAAUGUUAUGCGAAGAUUUUUACAGUGUUUGGAACUAUUUGAGGACAAUGAAAGGAAGAAGCUUGCUAUAUUCACUGCCCUUACUUUUUCUCAGAAGCUAUCUGGUCUUCCUCCAGAGACCGUCUUCCAGCCUUUGCUCAAGGAUAAUCUUGUUGCCAAGGGGCUAGUGCUUUCAUUCAUCACUGACUUUUUUAAGGAGUAUCUCAAGGACAGUAAUAUCGAUGAUCUUAUAGCACUUUUGAAGAAGGGAAAGAUGGAGGAUAACAUGCUUGAAUUCUUUCCAACUGCAAAACGCACUGCAGAAGGUUUCUCGGAGCAUUUCAUGAAAGAAGGGCUGGCUUCUCUUGUUGAGUACAAUCAAAAGAAAAUAUUUGAUGUCAAGCUAAAGGAGAUGAAAUCAGCAUUGAAAACACAAAUCGAGGAAGAGGUUGAUAUUUCUGAAGUUAUAGACAGCAUGAAACAGCAAGUCAAGGAUUCUAAUAUGCCUGAUAUUGAGGUUGUACGCUUGCUGUGGGAUGUGCUAAUGGACGCAGUUCAAUGGUCUGGAAAGAACCAGCAGCAAAAUGCUAAUGCGGCGCUACGUCAGGUUAAAACGUGGGCUGAACUUUUAAAUGCUUUUUGUACAAGUGGGAAGUUGGAACUUGAACUUAUUUACAAAGUUCAAGUUCAAUGUUACGAGGAUGCCAAACUGAUGAAAUUAUUCCCAGAAAUCAUUAGAUCUCUUUAUGAGCAAGAUGUGCUUGCUGAGGAUACAAUUCUUCUUUGGUUUCGCAAAGGUUCAAACCCAAAGGGAAGACAAACUUUUGUGAAAUCUCUCGAGCCUUUUGUUAAAUGGCUUGAAGAAGCUGAAGAAGAAGAAUAAACCACAGGAGCUAGCAGGUGGAUGCUGUUGGGGACAUGCUUUUAUCAGAGUAGCAUUCACAGGGGGAACAUACUCGCUUUACUUCAAUGAGUGUUUCUGAAUUUUUAAUGACAUGCUUGUUUAAAUAUUUUAACUCUGAUAUUUAUUAAUAAUCUGCUUAUUUGGAUUUU